Messenger RNA from Triticum aestivum (bread wheat), 1392 nucleotides. Its product is annotated as protein ANTHESIS POMOTING FACTOR 1. The coding region runs from base 222 to 1184 and encodes 320 amino acids. The transcript is spliced from 9 exons. Gene Ontology annotation, cellular component: Set1C/COMPASS complex. The record is from RefSeq and is a predicted model, not a curated record. Lineage: Eukaryota; Viridiplantae; Streptophyta; Magnoliopsida; Poales; Poaceae. Gene Ontology annotation, molecular function: chromatin binding; protein binding.
GAGAGAGAGUUUGCUCCGGGCUCGGCUUCUCUUCUUCCUUCGAGCUCCCACGCCGCACGCCCCUCAUCUCCCUCCCCUCCGUCUCCGUCUCCUCUCCCACGCGCCGCGCCAAUCCCCGCCACUCCCAGCGUCGCCGGCGCCAGGCCAGCUCCACCGAACAUACAUCACCCAGAACACGAGAUCCGAAAGGCGGGCGGGCGGCGGCGGCGGCGGCGCGGAGGAUGGCGGCCACGCUGUCGCAGCUGGACGACGGCAUCGUCCGCAGCAUGGCCAUCGGCGCGGUCUUCACCGACUACGCCGGGAAGAUAAGCUGCCUCGACUUCCACCGCAAGGAGGACCUCCUCGUCACCUCCAGCGAGGACGACUCCAUUCGCCUCUACAACACCACCAGCGCCACGUUGUCGAAGACAACUUAUCAUAAAAAACAUGGUGCUGACCGUGUCUGUUUUACUCAUCAUCCGAGUUCCAUAUUAUGUUCAUCAAGAUACAAUGUGGAGUCAGGAGAAUCACUUCGUUACCUGUCAUUGUAUGACAACCGUUGCUUGAGAUAUUUCAAAGGACACAAAGACAGGGUUGUUUCACUAUGUAUGUCACCUGUCAAUGAUAGCUUUAUGUCGGGGUCACUUGAUCACAGUGUCAGAAUAUGGGAUCUUCGUGUAAAUGCUUGUCAGGGUAUACUACGUCUGCGUGGUAGGCCUUCUGUUGCAUAUGAUCAGCAGGGACUUGUUUUUGCUGUAGCAAUGGAGGGAGGUGCUAUUAAGCUGUUCGAUUCUCGGUCAUACGACAAGGGUCCAUUUGACACUUUCUUGGUUGGUGGAGAUACGGCUGAAGUGUCUGACAUUAAAUUCAGCAAUGAUGGCAAGUCUGUGCUUUUGACUACAACUAACAACCAUAUAUAUGUUCUGGAUGCAUAUGGAGGGGAGAAGAAGUGUGGCUUCAGCUUGGAGCCAUCUCGCAACAUUGCAACUGAAGCUGCUUUCACUCCAGAUGGUCAAUAUGUAAUUUCAGGAUCUGGUGAUGGUACCUUGCAUGCUUGGAACAUCAAUACAGUACAGGAGAUUGCCUGUUGGAACAGUCAUAUUGGUCCUAUCACUGCUUUGAAAUGGGCCCCUCGUCGAGCUAUGUUCGCAACUGCAUCAACCGCACUAACUUUCUGGAUUCCCAACGAAUCCAGUUCGAGUUAGGUCCCUGAAAAGGAAGAUGGAACGUGGAAUACACUAACUUAACAAAAGACUUGUAUCAUGUUCUUUCCUUGACAGGACAGGUACUAUGUAUGAAGUAUCACUUGCUUUAUUACCAUAUAUGUGGAAACAGUGAUGUUGGUUCCCUGUAGAAUGUAUUGAAGUGCUCCCUUUAUUUUUUAAGUAUAUAAUAUUGCACACUUGCUCAUUA